Molecule: messenger RNA, 2359 nt
Organism: Lactuca saligna
Lineage: Eukaryota; Viridiplantae; Streptophyta; Magnoliopsida; Asterales; Asteraceae
Source: the annotation of a GenBank genome assembly
GUGGAAACUUUUGAACAAAAAGAAAGCACCAGGAAAGGGGAAACAUAAAUAGAGAACAUCUGAGAGGUAUCAUGGGAAUAGGAAAGUAAGGAGAAGGAGGGGGAACAGAAAAGUACAAAAUUUCAAAGUCUAAGAAGAAGAAGAAGAACUAACAAAAGGUUCUGGGUUUAAGUUUUGAUUCCAGUUUAAAUCAAUCUCGCCUUCCAUCUCUUUCUAGGUUUUGUGUAGGAUUCGCAUACAUCUGUGUUAGAAGAAGAGGAAAAAAAAGUACUUAGGAAAGAGAAACUCACACAAAGGGCAAGAAUCAAGAUAGAGAACUUGUUGAUUCGAUUGAACAGAUUCCCUGUUCUUAAAUCUGAUUAAACAUGUCACAUCUGGAUACAAUUGGACACAAAAUUCAAAAAGCUGCUAAUUCCCAAAAGACAUACUCAAAGUCUCAAAUGGAAUAAAUCAAUCAAAUCUUCAUCAUUUCUCUAAUGAUGUUAAUACAAAACUCCAUUGAUGCUCAUCUCUCUUCUCUUCAUAACAAUGGAAAACAAGAAAUCCUAUGUGUAUGGAUCCAAGAUAAUGAUCAUAAAAACAAGAAUGAUAGUUUAAGUUCUUCCCAAAUAUCAACCGAAAUUAACAUGUCAGAAACUUCUAAACCUAAACCUAAUCUUGUUUACAAACGCCGAAUCAUUCACAAAAAUUCCACUUCUACCCCUACUCCUUCCCCUACGCCUACCCUUGUUUACAAACGAAAAAAGAUUCAAACCAUUUGUUGCUCAUCAUCAAAAUCUAACAUGGAAAUUGGAUCUGUUUCUUUAAAACAACAACAAACAGAUGAUAUUGGUGAGUGUUCAUCUUCAGUUGUAAUGAAAGAUACAUCAGAAACAAAUUCAUGCUUCGAGUUUCUUGAACACCAUUUAGUGCUUCAAAGAUUGAAUGGAUUGAAAGGAAGCUGUUUUAAUAAAGUAAAAGAUGUUGAAAUUGAAAAGGGUAUUUGUGGUUUGAGGGUAUGUAAGGUUUGUGAAAAGUCAACAUUGACUGUGAAGAUGCUGAUUUGUGAUCUUUGUGAAGAGUCUUUUCAUAUGUCUUGUUGUAAUCUAAAGAAGGUUCCUGUUGGUGAUUGGUUUUGUCAUUCUUGUUUACGAAAAAAACUCAAGAAAAUGGAGGGAAAUUCGCCAAAAGGGUAUUUUGGUCCAAUUGUGGAUAUGUUGAGAGAUGUUGAUUGUUAUAAGUCGGAUGUUCGUAUUGGUAAAGAUUUUCAAGCAGAGGUUCCUGAUUGGUCUGGCCCACUUAUCCACCAACUUAAUGAUUACCACAACUUGUCUUCAGAAAUAAACCCUUCAGAUUCUGCUACUUAUCAAGAUUGGGAUUCCAGCAAGCUUUCUAGACUCAGCUGUAUUGGAAAUUGGGUUCAAUGUAGAGAAAUUGUUGAUCAUGAAAAUGGAAUUGUUUGUGGAAAAUGGAGAAGGGCUCCUCUUUUUGAAGUUCAAAGGGAUAAUUGGGAGUGUUUCAGUUCUGUGUUGUGGGACCCAAUCCAUGCUGAUUGUGCUGUUCCUCAAGAGCUUAGUACGGAUCAAGUUCUAAAACAGUUGAAGUAUAUAGAGAUGUUGAGGCCAAGGCUAUCAGCAAAAAGGUGGAAGUUGAGAGUUCACAAGGGUGUAAAUGGAGAAGAGCAUACAGGGGACACAAGAAAUACACAAAAAUCAUAGAUUUCAUGUAUCUAACAAAUUUUAUGCAUAUAUUUUGUAUUUUGCUAACUUUACUUGGCAAGAAUUUUGCAAAAGUAUCCAAUGUUUAUGUGUUACAUUGUUGAUUAAAAUGUUAUAUCAUAGAAGGCAAAAUGGAUGGGUCGGGUUAAUUGUUAUCAGAGCCAUCCCAUCUUUCGAGGUGCCAACACUUGGAGUGGUGGCAUACGGAGUGGUGGCUUGGACCUGAAAAGAGAGGUGCCAACCGUGACCAAUAAUGACUCUAAGUGGUGGCUUGAACCGAAAAAGGGGUGCCAAUCGUGACCAACGAGGACGUUCGCUCUUCAAAGCGUGGGGUAUUGUUACGAUCCCACAUCGGCCAAAUGAAGUUUGAUUGGUGGCUUAUAAGACUAAGUGUUCCAUCCUCUUUCAAGCUAGCUUUUAGUAGUGAGUUCUGCACUUGGGCUUAUGGCAUGAUGCGAGCCUAGUAUGAGAUGGGUUCGUAUCACUUCAUUACUUGUUUAAUAUUCAUCAAGAUUGAUUUUGGUCAAUAAGUCAAUCCAUUACACUUAAAUAUAAUUAGUGAAACAAUUCACCAACAUGUUCUUCAACACAAUCAACAUCUCAUAUGUAUCAAUGUAAUCCAUAUCCUUUUCGAGGUUUGGGAUCAUAAUUGGAAGUAUAAG